GCGUCCAUUACAGCAAAUAUAGCACCGAAAGGCGUACCUCAAUCAAUGCCAUGUCGAACACGGAAGUAUGAUGAUUGUUGAGGAAUAAGCUGUUGUCGUCGUUCAACAGUUGUCAACAACACCAUAUUUGCUUCCACGACGAUCAUGGCAUAGGUCGACGUGACGACGACAAGAAUGGAGGAAUCAGUGCAGCAGACGAGCGAGGACCUCGACGGAACACAGACCACGUUGACCGAGUUAUUGGGAGCCCCAGAGCUCACAUCUGCGUCGUCGCAGGCAUACUUGUCGUAUUUGACGACGCUUUCCUUGCCGAGUCUACUGGCAGAGCCCACGUUGUUGCAGACUCAGUCGCAUCACCUUACCUCAAGCCUCACUUCCUUGACCCAUACUUCUUACCCGACCUUUCUCUCCUUACACAAUACCACAUCCUCACUUUCCGAGUCCUUGGAUGCCCUCUCUUCGUCUCUCGAUGCUCUGGUCAACGAAAGCUUGCCAGCUUUAGAGGAGAGCGCGUCUGAUUGGCGCGACAGCACGGACACAGUUCUCGCCGAACGGAACAAGGCGCGCGUCGUGCUAGAGCAGCAUGACAAAAUACGUGAUCUACUCGAUAUCCCCGUCCUCAUUGACACCUGCGUGCGUAACGGGUACUUUGCCGAGGCGCUGUCUCUUGCGUCCCACACACACUCCUUAUACUCGUCCUCCAGUUCACCUCCGUCGAUUCUCACUUGCAUAGUAUCCGAAGUCCGCAAUUCCAUAACACAAAUGCUUUUCUCGCUGCUCUCUACAUUGCACGAACCGAACCGGAAACUACCCGCGCUAUGGAAAGCAGUUAAUUUUCUUCGGAAAAUGGAUGUUUUUGAUCCGGAAGAUGGAGUUGAGUCAGAGGAACAAAUCGCAUUAGCGUUCCUCGGGGGUAGAGAGGCGUGUUUGAAGGCCUCGUUGGAGGGUUGCAAUCGUGACAUUCAACGUCUCGUCGGCUUGAGCUCUGCCGAAGUCAGGGAAAAGGAUAAAGAGGACUUGACGCGGUACCUCAAAAAAUACAUCGACAUAUGGAGGGAAUGCGUCCAUGAUAUUAUCACGCAAUAUUCGACAAUAUUUCUUGAACGGCCAACGUCCACCGCGACUUCUCCAGCUCCAGCUCCAGCUCCAGCUCCGUCAUUACAUUCCCUAUUGGUCACGUAUGCGUCCCAUUCUCUCCAUAAACAUCUGCUUCCCCUCCUUCGAAUCACUUUACCUCGUAUACCCCUACCCUCCCUAUCCUCCCUACUAACACAACUGACGUAUUGUGCAACGGCGUUCGCUCGUGUCGGCUUCGAUUUCCGAGGUGUUCUUGGGGACUUGUUCUCGGGUGCUGUCUUGAGCUCUGUCACCGAGGAACUCCAAGCGGCGACGUCUAAAUGGGUGGCUUUGUUUAAACAGAAAACCGGCCGGCCAGUAUCCGCCACAUCAACGCAUACGAAAAAUAUGGUUCCACCUUCUGAAUGGCUCGUGUCGCCAAUGGUCGUUGCUUCACCACCCUCGUCUUCCCAGUCCUCCUCGACGGCUCCAGCACAUGUACCUCCUCAUAUAUUGGUGUCGUACCCACCGUUGGCGCAGUAUACGAACGCACUAUUGUCCACUCUCAAUAGUCUUCGCUUGCUAGCGCCGACGUCUAUUGCGUUAGCCCUUCUAGCCAAGCUGGAGGAUUUUUUGUCCGAGGCUGGCGAGAUGCUUCUGCGUUAUGUUAAAAACGUCGUUGGGCUUCAGGGACAAGAGGCGAAAAUAUCUGAGGCAGUCGGUGAUGUUUACUUUAAUAUUUUUGUGCCGUUCAUGAAGCGUGCUCUCGGCGAGGGUGUAUAUGGUUUGACUAUGGAUAAGUGCGAGGUUUCAGGGAGGGACACGGAAAAGACGGAGAGAGGUUCUUUGGACAAGGUGAUCAGAGAUUGGGAAGGCUGGCUGGAAAGCAGAAAGGCCAGCAUAGGACAGUAGUUCGUUUUAAUUUAUUUUUGGAUGGAAACACAUGGGGAAGCUGA
Messenger RNA from Guyanagaster necrorhizus, 2012 nucleotides. RefSeq names its product Dor1-domain-containing protein. NCBI's taxonomy places the organism in Eukaryota, Fungi, Basidiomycota, Agaricomycetes, Agaricales, Physalacriaceae. Gene Ontology annotation, biological process: intra-Golgi vesicle-mediated transport. The transcript has 2 exons. The record is from RefSeq and is a predicted model, not a curated record. The coding region runs from base 175 to 1968 and encodes 597 amino acids. Gene Ontology annotation, cellular component: COG complex.